Cucumis melo (muskmelon) is the source of this 1515-nucleotide messenger RNA. RefSeq names its product B-box zinc finger protein 22. NCBI's taxonomy places the organism in Eukaryota, Viridiplantae, Streptophyta, Magnoliopsida, Cucurbitales, Cucurbitaceae. The transcript has 3 exons. Gene Ontology annotation, molecular function: zinc ion binding. The coding region runs from base 271 to 1164 and encodes 297 amino acids. Gene Ontology annotation, cellular component: nucleus. Gene Ontology annotation, biological process: regulation of DNA-templated transcription; photomorphogenesis. The record is from RefSeq and is a predicted model, not a curated record.
UCACAUUCCGAAUCACAAAUCAAAUCCCCUUCUUAAACCUCUCCUCAACUUCAUCCACUUGCUCCCCAAGGAACCUUAUUCCUUUUGAUUUCCAUCUUCGCUAAAAAAAAAUUUAUUUUUUCCUUUUUCAGCUUUAACUAGCGCUUUGAUUCUUCUGAAAACCAGGUAACAGGGCGAAAGCUUUCUUUUUCUUUUCUGGGUUUUUCCCACAGAGUUUCGAUGAUUAUGAAUGGGAUUUAGAGGAUUCGAGAGAAGGUUAGAGAUUUGAGGAUGAAGAUUCAGUGCAACGUCUGUGAGAUGGCUGAAGCCACCGUUCUGUGUUGUGCUGAUGAGGCGGCGCUGUGCUGGGCCUGUGAUGAGAAGAUUCAUGCGGCCAACAAGCUUGCAAGCAAGCACCAGAGAGUUCCUCUCUCUGGUUCUUCAUCUCAGAUGCCUAAAUGCGACAUCUGUCAGGAAGCUAGUGGAUAUAUCUUCUGUUUAGAGGAUCGGGCGUUACUUUGCAGGAAGUGUGAUGUUGCCAUACACACGGCAAAUACUUAUGUAACUGGUCACCAACGCUUUCUGCUUACUGGUGUGAAAGUGGCACUUGAGCCUACCGAUCCUGUUGCUUGUUCUUCCAUGGCUAAGUCACAUUCUCGAGAGAAGUCUACUGAAACUAAAGUUAGACCACCAUCUGAAAGGGAAUUCUCGAUGCCUUCUCCUACUGAACUCAGCAGAAGCCUGUCUGUACUAGGUGGAUCUGAGGACUUUAUGGCAAAUAGAACGUUGCUUACCGGAAGCGGGGAUUCUGGUUCUGGUGGCUUUUCACAGUGGCAAAUGGAUGAACUUAUUAGUCUUACCGGAUUCAAUCAGAACUAUGGGUAUAUGGACAACGGAUCAUCCAAGGCUGAUAGUGGAAAGCUUGGGGAUUCUGAUUCAUCACCAGUUUUGAGAGCUGCUGACAUUGAACUGGACGAUGACGAUGAAUGUUCGGGUCAGGUUCCAGAAGCUUCCUGGACUGUGCCUCAGAUUCCCUCUCCGCCUACAGCGUCAGGCUUAUACUGGCCAAGGAGUUACCAUAAUUCUAUGGAUGGUGCUGUUUUUGUUCCUGACAUCUGUUCUUCGGAAAAGGUUCAACAUUGCUCACGUAAUGGUACAUUUUCGAAACGAAGAAGACAGUUCUAGACGCAUGAGCUCUAGCAUUGUGACUUCGUUGCUAGCGUUGUGAACGAACCCCUGCUCGGUUUGUUGUGUGUUUAUAGGCUUUCAUUUACAAUUGAAUUAUAAUAAGUGGACACGACCAAAGUUAUCGCUUGAAAUAUAUACCUUGUAACGUAACCACUAUAGUUUAGGAUUUGUUACAUUGAUGUAGAAAUAAAACCUGUGCAUUAGUUGACCUAUUAGGUAUUUUUUUCAGAUUUAUUUCAAACAUCAUAUAAUAUGUUUCAAAUCACGUUGACCUACUUGAUUAUUUGUAGUUUUACAUAAAUUAUGAAGAAUCAAUGUUAUGUAUUGGCCAUUUUCAGGCUUGUACCC